CAAGUGUCAUGGCCGCGACCCAGUAAUAGAUUGGAAGAGAAAAAGGACGGGAUAUAUAAUAGAGGAGAUUUGCUCCUGCAGGACUGACAAGGGGCUAUGAAUAAUCCAGACCUUGAGAACAACAACAAUAAUGAUGGGCGGCGUAACAACAAUCAGGGACGAGGACCACAGAAUCCAUUAUUAAAUGUGCGUGACAGGCUGUUUCAUGCCCUCUUCUACAGAAUAGCACUGACUUAUGCCAGAACUUUCCCCAAACCUGUCAGAAGAAUUUUGGAAUUUGCUGUACUUUUGAAGGCUUUAUGUGUUCUUGCCAUCUUGGCAUACAUCCAUAUUGUGUUUGCACGAACACCUAUCAACUGUCUAUCAAGCAUUCAGAAGACUUGGCCUAGACAUGGAAUCCUGCGUGUUGAGAUUGUACAAAAUGCGUCGGAGAACUACAGCUUAAUCAACUCUUAUGAAAAAGAGUACUCUGAUUUCAGUUUACAUUUGUUCAAUGAUCAUGCACAGGAAGAACAAGAACUGGAGGAGGAUGAAAUUGAUGAUUCAAAAACUGAAGAUAUCUACCCCAGUAAUGGGCAGUUUAUCAAUUCUUCUAUAUUAGAAGGAGGAAAUGAGUCUAUAUUAGAUGUCAUUGAUACAGGAGAGGUGAAGAGGGAGUCACUGCCUGUAGAGGAUCCUGGUGGAAAUGUGGAAAGUGAUGUUGAAACCGAGACAGAAAGUCCUGACACGGAAGAACAUGAGGGAAAUGUGACAAAGAUUAGCCAGAAUAGCAAUACUGUUACAGACACUGGCUAUGAAGCGUUUACUGAUUCCUACCCCUUGUCAGAAAUAGAAAUGUUGGCUAAAGUGGUAUGGCCAGAAGAGAAAUACAUUGUGGAAUAUGCACUGGAGUAUGGAUUCUUGAGGCUUUCCCCCAAAACAAGACAGAGACUGAAUAUAACAGUUAUGCUGGUUACAUUGGAUCCAAUUAAGGAUGAAUGUUUUGGUGACAGCAUCAGUCGGUUUUUACUAGACGAGUUCCUAGGAUAUGAUGACAUAUUGAUGUCAAGUAUAAAACAGUUGGCAGAGCAUGAAGACAACAAAGGUUACCUUCGGAAUGUUGUGACCGGUGAACACUAUCGUUUCGUCAGUAUGUGGAUGGCCAGGAGCUCAUACCUGGCUGCAGCCUUCAUUAUGUUAGUCUUUACAUUAUCAGUUUCAACUCUACUGAGAUAUUCUCAUCAUCAGAUUUUCAUUUUCAUAGUUGAUUUAUUACAAAUGCUGGAGAUGAAUGUUACUGUUGCGUUCCCUGCUGCUCCUCUUUUAACUGUUAUACUAGCACUUGUUGGUAUGGAGGCCAUUAUGUCUGAGUUUUUUAAUGAUACAACUACUGCAUUCUAUAUCAUCCUAAUUGUAUGGAUAGCUGAUCAGUAUGAUGCUAUAUGCUGUCACACAGACAUCAGUAAACGGCACUGGUUAAGAUUUUUUUACCUUUACCAUUUUGCAUUCUACGCCUACCAUUAUCGCUUUAAUGGGCAGUACAGUGGCUUAGCACUGUUUACCUCAUGGCUGUUUAUACAGCACUCCAUGAUCUACUUUUUCCACCACUAUGAACUGCCAGCCAUUCUUCAGCAAGCACGUAUACAGCAAAUUGUUAACCAGAAUCAGCAACAAACUAAUGCCGACCCUGUUCCUAACGUCCAUCCGACGGGGGAGCAGGUCACUCCUAAUGGACAGACGCCAGGGGCCAAUGUGGAUGUCCCUCAACCAUCUGAACUCCCUACAGGGUCUAACAACGCUACAGGUGCAAUGUAUCAAUCAGCCAAUCAGACGCCAGGUCAAGAGAUUAGUAACAACCUUUCAGAUAUGUCAGCAGUUCAUCCAUCAUCUGCUGGCAGCCAGUCAGAGGAAAGAAUUGAUUCAAAUAAUUCAGAUGAUACGGGUCAAGUUUAUGCAAGCAACAAUUUAGAAAAUAAUGAAAUGAUUGAUAUAAGUAAUGAUCUAAAUAACAGAACUUUGGACAGAAAUAGUCCGUCCACCUUAUCAGGUGAUAUAACUGGUGCUUCUAGUAGUGUUCAAACAAAUGACACAGGUGGUCAUAUAACAAAUGAAAAAUCAGGGGAGACUACCCAUUCUGUAUCCACUAGAUCAGAGGGAGAUAACCCACCUUCAUCCCAACAACAUUGUGAUAAUGCAAAAAGUGGACUUCCUGCAUCAAAUAUAGGACACAUUGAUUCUAAUGUAGAGUCUCAAAAAAUUGAUUCAAACCAUUCUGCUAUGGAAGGAGCUGCUACAGGUUGAACAAGAUUAUAGUUUAUUGUGUUAAUGCUUCAUUCUGUGAAACUUUGAUUCAUGCUUCUGUGGUUUCAUUCAUCUAAGAUGCCUAUUUAUAUGGGGGGUGUAAUAGUCUUUCCAUGUUUUUUAAGACAGCAGGGCUGUUGUAUUAUCUAGGAUUUUUGUUUAAUUUGUUGAAGGAGAAAUGUUCAUGUAUUUGCCAAAGAUUCCACAUGUAUGAUGUUUUUGAGAGUGAGUGAAGGCAUUGUGAAUGAAUGUAAUUGAUAUUGUGCAGUAUUUAAAUAAGAUAGAAUUUUGAAAUCUUAUUGAAUUGAAUCUAGAUUGAAGAAAGUAAAAGCUUCAACAGUAUGUAAUGAUUUUAGCUGUAACCUUAUAAAUAUAAUUUGUUUGGAUUUUAUUUUGAAUUCAAAAAGUCCUUAAAAUAUACCGGGUAUAUUGUUUGUUUACAUGAAGUUGAUCUACAAUUACAAUAAGCAAGUUUUUAAAAUCUUAUUAAGAACAAAUUGAAUGAAAAAAAAAAUAAAAAAUUCAUUAAUAUGAACAUAAGGUAAAAGAAUACAUUAAUUAUAAUUUAAGUCAUGAAGGCAAGAGAAGUUGAAAGUAAAUAUAGAAGAUAGGUUUAUUGAUCCAUUUUUAAGGAAGUCUGAGCAUUCCAUAUUAAGAUGCAGGCAAGAAAAAUACCUUAUAUACUCCAUGUGUGAAUUAUACUAAUUGUUGAGUCAACAUGGCUUUACCAUACAUUGUCCAAUGUUUAAGUUAACAUCAGCAAGUAAACCUUAAAAAAACCAUUUGUUUAAAAUAUACUAGGUAUAUAUGAAAAUAAUUGUUCUUUCUAUUUUUUUCAUAUGCUAUUUUUCUAAUUAAGAAUUUCCAGCAAAGUAUAACAUGUCAAAUUUACUGGUAUGGAAUUCUUUGGUAAGAGGGCAUGUGUCACAGAGGUAGCUUAUAUCCUUAACAUAGGAUGAACUCUGGACAUAAAAGUUCAGUUCCUGGUCCUUUCUUGUUCUAUAUAUUGAUUUGUUCAGCAUUCUGGUCAAAAAGUUCAUCUGAAAACUCAAAUUAGUUCUCUAAGAUUCAACUUCUGUAGUGUUACAUUGAUGUUGAAAUCUCAUUAUCCAUAGAGAAUUUCAAUCGUUUCUUUUACUUAACUUUUUAUCAUUCUUAAAGUUUCUCUUGCCAACAGUAAGAUUGUUGUUCAAAUGUGUUUAAAUGUCAUUCUAUAUGUUAAACAAAUCUGUUACUGAUAAGAAUAUGUAUAUACAUUGUAUGUGAUUCAAGUGCUAAUGAUAUGUACCUGGUAUUGUGUUGUUAUGCAAAUCAAUGAAUUGAUAAGAAUGUGUGUAUAUGUUUGAAAAUCAGAAUGUUAUGUGUGAAGGCAUUUGGAAGUCAGAAUUUGAUAUGUGUAAGUGUUUGGAAGUCAAAAUGUAAUGUGUGAAGGUGUUUGGAAUUCUAGUGUAAUGUAUGUAUGUGUUUGGAAGUCACAAUGUAUUGUGUGUAUGUGUUUGGAAGUCAGAAUUUAAUGUGUCUUGGUGUUUGGAAGUAAGAAUGUAAUAUGUGUAAGUGUUUGGAAGUAAGAAUUUAAUGUAUAUAGGUGUUUGGAAGUCAAAAUUUAAUAUAUGUUUUUGUUUGGAAGUCAGAAUUUAUGUAUGUAUGUGUUUGUAAGUCAGAAUUUGAUGUGUGUCAGUGUUUGGAAGUCAGAAUUUAAUGUGUGUCAGUGUUUGGAAUUCAGAAUUUAAUGUGUGUCAGUGUUUGGAAGUCAGAAUUUAAUGUGUGUCAGUGUUUGGAAGUCAGAAUUUAAUGUGUAUAACUAUGUGUUCUCAAAUCAGAAUGUAAAUAAUGACCAUUUACUAUUAAUUUAUAAACAGAUACAUUAGGGCCUAGUUCUGUCAUCAAUUAAAGUAAGUGUAGGCUUACUUGUGUGAGAUCGAGCAGACAGUGGUAGAGAAGGUAAGAGAAACAAAAGAAAUACAAUAUGAUGGUCAGAACAACUUCAACUCCUUACCUUUUAUUUGUACAGUCAGCUUCUAAAGGUACCAGCACAACCAUAAUAGGUGGUGAUUUGUUAUCUAGAUCAUAUCAGUUGAUGACUGGACUAAACUUUGUCGGACACAGACAUCUCUACAGAGCGUUAUAGAUUUAGUGGAAGCUAAUAAUAUGUAUAAAAGAUGCAUUGCUAUGUUAUCUGUAAAGGAGAUGGAUAAGUGCUGUUCUGAUUUAUAUUAUUAUAUAGGAUUAGUGAACGAAACUACAAACCAGGGUCUGUUUAUUAAUGUUAACUAGUAGUUUGUUGGCACUUUACAUGCAUCAUUUCAGGAAUAAAACAAGAUCGACUUGCAACUGUAGAUACAGAUUGUAUAAGGAUCAGUGGAAGCUGGUUAGAAAGUAUAAUUUCAAUAGCUCCAUCCUUCAUAAAUAAACAAAACCUGGUCCUACUGGUCAAGCUGUAGCUGAAAUAAUCUCUCUAACUACACCAAACACGUGUAAAAUGAAGUUCCCUACCUACCAUUCAUUUCUUAAAACAAGGUUACUAAGCCUCCCACCCAUAUUAUAUACAGAUUAGCUUGGAUUAUGGUUGUAACUAACUAGUUGCUGUAACUGAGCCUGUUUGUUUAUAGAGGUUGAUCCUUACAUUCCUGUUGGAUGACUUAUAAGGCAGUCCUUAAGCAACAAUUCAACAUGUUGUGAUCAUAAUCAAAUUACUCAUCAUUUGCUUGCUUGAAAUGAAACUAGUUUUGCCAUCAGCUAAUUGUCAUUUACAGCUGUAUUUCGAAGGUAAAAAAUAUUCCUAUAUUUUAUAGAUUUUCAGGAUUAAAUUUUUGGAUGGCA
This is a messenger RNA of Ylistrum balloti, 5100 nucleotides long. Its product is annotated as membralin-like. The record is from RefSeq and is a predicted model, not a curated record. Gene Ontology annotation, cellular component: endoplasmic reticulum. Bases 97 to 2280 code for a protein of 727 amino acids. The transcript has 11 exons. NCBI's taxonomy places the organism in Eukaryota, Metazoa, Mollusca, Bivalvia, Pectinida, Pectinidae. Gene Ontology annotation, biological process: response to endoplasmic reticulum stress; positive regulation of ERAD pathway.